UGUCGCUCGUCAACAUCCUGCCUUAUUACUCGCUCGUGAACAAAUGAAACAUUAAGAACCGCAUUCAAGGAGAGAAAAGAAAACAUCGAGGGCGAAUUCAGUAUGCACACCCCCCAUCCAUGUUGAAAGUCACGAGGAAGCGGUCAUCGACGUAGCGAAGAAAGCAUCACAAACACCAGGGGGAGGGAGCUACUUAGGUGAUGUCAACGUCUCGGCGAUAUUGGACUCUUUCAGCGCCAGCUACGACAAAAGAGUAAGACCAAACUACGGAGGACCUCCGGUCGAUGUGGGCGUUACCAUGUACGUGUUGAGCAUCAGCUCACUCUCUGAAGUCCAAAUGGACUUCACGUUGGACUUCUACUUCCGGCAGUUCUGGACGGACCCGCGGCUAGCCUUCCGGAAGCGGCCUGGCGUAGAGACCCUCUCCGUCGGCUCAGAGUUCAUUAAGAACAUCUGGGUGCCGGACACGUUCUUCGUCAACGAGAAACAGUCCUCCUUCCACAUCGCCACCACGCUCAACGAGUUCAUCCGGAUACACCAUUCAGGAUCAAUCACCAGGAGUAUUCGACUCACAAUCACAGCAUCAUGCCCAAUGAACCUACAGUAUUUUCCAAUGGAUAGACAACUGUGUCACAUAGAAAUAGAAAGCUUUGGCUACACAAUGCGAGACAUCCGAUAUAAAUGGAACGAAGGUCCCAAUUCUGUCGGUGUGUCUAACGAGGUGUCGCUGCCUCAGUUCAAGGUGCUUGGACACAGACAGAGGGCCAUGGAAAUCAGCCUUACCACAGGAAACUACUCCCGUUUGGCGUGCGAGAUCCAGUUCGUGCGUUCGAUGGGGUACUACCUGAUCCAAAUCUACAUCCCGUCCGGCCUGAUCGUAAUCAUCUCCUGGGUGAGCUUCUGGCUGAACAGGAAUGCAACGCCUGCCCGAGUAGCCUUGGGCGUCACCACAGUGUUGACGAUGACAACGCUGAUGUCGUCUACCAACGCGGCACUGCCCAAAAUCUCCUACGUCAAAUCUAUUGACGUUUAUCUGGGCACAUGCUUCGUCAUGGUUUUUGCUAGUUUAUUGGAAUACGCCACAGUCGGAUAUAUGGCGAAACGAAUACAAAUGAGGAAAAACAGGUUCCUAGCAAUCCAGAAGAUUGCAGAACAGAAAAAGCUGAACGUGGACGGUGGUCCCGACAGUGACCACGCACCAAAGCAAACAGUUAGCCGACAAACAGUUGGCAGCUUCCAGAGAUACCAGGAGGUGCGCUUCAAAGUGCAUGACCCGAAAGCGCACAGCAAGGGCGGCACCUUGGAGAGCAAAGUAAAUGGUGGUCGUGGUGGAGACCGUGGAGGGGGUGGGGGAGGUCCUGAACGGCCCGACGAAGAGGCCGCAUCCGCCCCCAUCCCCCAACACAUCAUACACCCGAACAAGAACAUCAACAACAUCUAUGGUGUCACACCCGCCGAUAUCGACAAGUACUCUCGAAUCGUGUUCCCAGUGUGCUUCGUGUGCUUCAACCUCAUGUACUGGAUCAUCUACCUUCACAUCUCGGACGUGGUGGCGGACGAUCUAGUGUUGCUAGAAGUGGACAAAUAAGUGCCAGGUAGAAUGUGUAUAAUGAUGUACUAUGUCGCGGAUUGGGGUCAUCUUCUACUGAUUGCGGCAAAUAAGAAUUCGUAUAUGAAGGUUUAUAUGCACGCACUUAAAUGAAUACUCCCAAUGUCCCAACAUUCAAUGUUUCUUUCACUUUUUCCAAAUAUUUGAUGCUAAGAACUGCAGCUCUCAUGACAGUACCCUUAUAUCGUUACAAAAGAGCUCUUCGCGACGAUCCUGUAUAAUAUGUCAGCAGGUCACCAUUUGAUCUAAGAGUUAUCACUGGACCCCAUAGGGGUAUCUUACACUGAAGUAACCUGUCAAUAACUUUGGAGGCUAAAACGAACGCCUGAUUUGGAUUCAGCAAUCCUAGAAACCGAAAUGUGCAGGUUUUCAGACAAAUUCAAACAUUUUACACGCGUUUAGCUUGGAAUAUGUAUACAUAUUUUGACCUUGAAAUAACAAAUGCCACCUGAAACAAAAAAUAGUUUUUUUGUUGAAAAGCGUCUUAGCAGUUUUUUGAGUUCGACCUAUAAGCGACUUGACCCCGAGGUAAUAGGAGUCAGCCGACCUCAAUAAUAAGACCAGUGACCUCAAACAUGCUAAAAUACCUCUAUGAUGUCCACUGAUAACUAUUUGAUCAAAUGUUGAUAUGUUAUUAUACUAAUUGAUUAUGAUCCGGCAAGACCUCGACACCUAGGUCCCUGGACGUUAUAUCAGAGUUUUUUAGAAAUUAGAGCAUCUACCACAACUGAGGAAGGUGACGGAGUUUCCCUUUUGUUGUCCAACGCUCUCCCACAAUGAAUUUUUAUAUUAAUAAGUCUACAUAAUGUUGCCCCUACACAAAAAUUGCAGUUCCUAAAGAGCUGUAGUUUUUGGUAUUCAAUAACCUAGUAGGUAGGGAAACUAAUGAUUAAAAAUAUGAGCUCAAGUAUUAUUGUGAUAAAAACAUAGUUAUCUUUUGUUACAUUCCGCAUCUGUCAAAUGACUCCAGUCCUUACAUUUGACGUCAAGAACACUACAAGUGAUUUUUUACGAGAUGUAUGAGACUUUUAACUGAUUACAGAUCUACACAUGAUAUAGCCUAGUACUCAUGGAAAAGAUCUUUUGAAGUCCUCUUCUGGUUGAUCAUGUACUUUAAUCCAUAUCUGUUAAGCUGUACUUUCUGGAAGAGACGGUUAGACAAAAAGAAAGCCAAAUGGAUCUUGGACAAGUGGAGUAGUAUACGCCUAUGUGCAUAACAAAAUAUCUACUUUUUGGCGUAAUUUCGCGACUAAGUGUAAGGUAGUAGAAUUUUUUGCACUUCUUGCAGGAUGUAAAUCUUUACAAACUUUAUGUAGACCAAGCGCUAAAUGGAAUUGAGUGUGCGAAAUGCGAGGACCGCACUUCUUGAGCAGAUAUCAACUGCGAAGAGGUCUAAGAAUAAUAAUCCGGAUCUAGCCUGGUCACAUUUUGGUCGAACAGCAAAGGUCAUCAGUAACUUUUUUCUAAACUAUAUGCUAUUCAAUAUCUGAAAAAUCCAAAAAAUCAGCUUCAAUGAUUAAAAACUCUAAUUUUUUUUUUAGUUGCAAGGUAUAUAAAGAAAAGCAAAAACCUUUUCCUGCAAGAACCCGAAGCGUAUUUCAAGAUUUUAAAGCUAGGUUAUUAGGCCAAAAUUGGCAACCUUUUGAUUUUGACACACUGUACAUACCACCUUCAUUAAAUUGAAGCCGAAGCCAAUGUUUUCUUUAUAGCAAAGUCCAUCGGGGCGCUCCAAAAGUCGUGGAAACGUAGUGAUGGGAGUCAUUUCCAAUCAGAAAAGCCAUGUAACAUAUGUUAUCCAAUUACGCACGGCUUUUAGGUUAUCUCCAUUUUAAAGAAUUUGUAGAAAAUCGCUUCUUUCAUUUUUGACUAAUGACUAAUAAUGUUGUUAACUACAAUUUUUGUUUUGCUGCUCCACUUAACAACCUAUUAUCCAUUUAAUUAGAAUAAAUAUAAAUUAAUUAAAGUAACCUAUAAAAUCGCUACAUUGCAUGUACUCCACAUAUUUCCUUUAUACUUAUAGGGGGUUAAAAGAAAAUGGACCAAAAAGUGUGCCGGUAAGAUCUGGAUUAUUGCUCCUUGACCUUUCCUCACUUGAUAUCUGUUCAUAAAGUGCAUACUUUGAUAACUCAAUUCCCUCCAGCACCUGCACAAUAUGUACUGUGCGAAAAUCAAAAUGUCUAAAUAACUAGCUUAAAAAUCAGUUUAAAAUAAAUUAAUCUUGAAAUACUUUUCACAGCCUUGUAGGGGAAUGUUUUAGCUUCACUUUGGAUAAUUGACAACCUCCAAAGUAAUGAUUGUUAAUCGAGUUCUCAAUCAUUGAAGAUGGACACAAAACGUAUAUUUUUUCGCUUGUUGUAGAAGGAAUCGAAUAUAUUCAUUUAAACCGUUACAUUGGACCAUUUUGAUCCGAAUCAAGAAUUUGUAAAUAGUAAACGGAAAAUUGGGCCUAAAUGGCUUGUAGCUCGGAAGCGAAAAUUACUAAGGACCUUUCUUGUUCAGAAUGAUUCGAGGAAAAAAUUUCCAGAGCAGUUUUUUGUAAUGAUUUUUUGCACACUCAAUUCCAUCAAACGGAUGGUCUAUAUCUCGAAAAGACUAUUUGAAAGUAAAUUCUUUGAGUACUAGACUAGUACCGACAAAAAGGCGUCAUCAACGAUCACAUAAUUUUUCUCGUGCCUGCUUACGGCUUCAACGGCGAACGUUUGCGCACAUAUUUGUUAUUAUCAUUUUCAGUCAGAUCAGAUACAUUUUUGUUAUUCAUUAAUUGACAAUUUGAUGCAAAAUUAAGAGGACAGAUGUAGUCAGCGAUCACUUAUGGAAGAUACGAGAACAGUGAACGAAUAUGUAUGGUUAAGGAAUGUUACUUCAUGUGUAACUAUACAUUGUUAUCUUACUGGCCAAAUGACGCCUUGCAUAAAAGGGCAAAUCUAACAAAAUCUUCUUAUAUAUCAUUCGGAGAAUGUGACGGUCAGUUAUAUCCUAGUUUUAAUUGUUUCUUAAGACUAAGAGAUCAAAAAUGUUGGAUAUUGAAAUGAAAAAACAUCAUUGUAUAUACAAUACAAUUGUCAAUUAAACACACUAUAUUGGAUAACCCCGGCCACAAUGUAUUUGGCAGAAGUGACUGAAUGACACUGACUAUGUCUGUAUUAUAAGAAUAUGUAGGAUUCUAAUUUUGGUCAAUUUCAAAACAUUAUUUUUGUCUAUGCAUAAUCUUUGAAACGUUUUACACACAAUUUAGGUAUUAGAAAAUAUAUACAAAAAUUAAUAGGUCUUUUAUAUUUAACUCAUUUACUGUCUAAUACUGAGAGAUGAGGGAACUGUAAUAUCUAGAAGGCAAACUACCUAAAUUCAAAAUAAUGAUAUUGAUCACGUACACUGCACUACUGACUACUGACCUUUACUACAAGUAUUAAAUGUACAUACAGUCCCCUAAUGUCUCACAACUCAAAAUAUACAAACAUACGUCGAAGAGUCUCAGCAAAAACAUCUCUUAGUAGGGGAGCCCAAAAGGGGAUUUACUCGAGCGCGUCAUAUUAAUAUAAGGAAUGAUACCUUGCAUCCUCUUGAGUCAAUCCGGUCUAUUUCACAUGGUCGCGAGUCAUCCAGAUAGUCUGGCUUUAACGAUGAGGUAUUUCGUAUGAAUUUUUGUCGUAAUCACCAAGUAGCUUGAAAAGAGCUGUUUAGUAUAAAUGUAACGUUUUAUAAAUCUUUUAUGGCAGCUUAGCAACACCGCCUCGGUAGCCAAGGACCCUCCGCACCUAGAUCUCUGUUUUUAUUUGUAAACCAGUCAUAGUCCAAGAGCAGACCGUAAAGUUCUUGUUACUACGUGUACUGAUAUGGAAUGUUAAAAACUAGGGAAAUCUUACAUAUUUUGACGCCAAAUAGCACACUCGGCAUUGUUUGCUGUUUAGCGACAAAAUACGUAAGUUGCAACUAGUUUUUAUCAUAUCAUAUCAGUACGCGAUGAUGUAGUAAAAAAUUUGCGAUCUGCUUCACUACUAUGAUGCAGAUGACUGUCAAGGACAAUGGGGCAGAUCAGCAGAUUAUAAAGACAUUCCGCGAAGUGUCUUCUCUUGAUAUAACUACUCUUUACCAUGACCUUUUUUUCUUUCUGCGGUCUAAUCUACGCAAUAGUCUACGUCGCUCGAGCAACUGCCAAUUAAGCCUCUUGGGCUCCCUUACUAUUUGAAUUAAGUACAUAACUCUACGUUUAUGAUUUUCUAGAUCAGUUGUAUAUGUUACAGUUAAAGUACAUACUGAGCUAGAUUAUAGACUAGCUGGGUAGUAUACAAACUAUCCAUAUGUCUGGUUACUUUGAUGGAAAAUCAACUUUUCACAAAAUUAGUCUAUAAACUGUACAAUAUUUAACGCCAAAGUAAAAACUUCAACAAUAUUAGAUAAAUUAACAAGAAUUUUUGGCUAGUUCAUAAAGUAUCCACAGUAGGUAGAUAAAGUGUGAGCUCAGCAUUCCUAGGAAUAUACUCGUAUAAUAACCAAUUCGUUGGUUAAUAUUGUAAACUAUCUAAUUCUCUGGUUAAUUUAUUUGUUGGUUUGUAGCAAAGCAUUUGUUAUUGCUUAGUAUCGUGUCUUGUGAAAUUCGUUCCUAAAUAAGCAUCCAGCUAUUGAAAAUAAAUCAACAGUAGGAAUUUGAAAAAAUACUCUUCGAACUUUAUGACCAAAAGUCACAGAAUUCAAAAUUAAUGAAUGAUAGUGAUUAUACUAAACUUUUGCAACGUAAAAAGACAAUACGUGAAUCUGGACCUAACCCUAAAAACAAGAAUGAUUAAUAUGUGGUAAAUACUUAUGAUUUACAUAUAUACAAAGUGUAAAUGUUUUGCUACCGGAUAUACUUGUAACAGCAAGUGCCACAACAGUGCAACUUGCUCCAAUAAAUAAUAAUGUUCUUUGUUUCAGAACUUCAAUGUUUUCGGGUUCAUUAUUAAUAUUUUGCCACACAAAUACUAUUUCUGCUACUUCUUUUUUCUUAUUUUUGAGUAGUAAUAGAAAUGUUACGUUGUACAUAAAAAUAAAAUAUAUUUUUGAUAGAGAAUUAUUUUACUAUCCUAAACUAAAUUAGCCAAAGAGGAUUGGAUAGUUUACAUACUAACCAAUGAGUUGGUUAUUAUGUAUUAAUAGUGAUAUUAAGUUCACACUUUAUCCAACUACUGUGGAUAGUUUGUGAACUAGCCACAAAUUCUGGUUAAUUUAUAUAACUUUCUUGUGGCUUGUACUUUGGCGAUAAAUCUUGUAUAUUUGAUAGACUAACUGGAUAGUAUACAAACCAACCAUACCUUUGCAUAGUUUAUAUACUAUCCAGCUAAUCUAUAAACUAUCUAAGUAAAUACUUUAACCGUAACAUAUACAUUUAUUAUGUAGUACCCCAACAGAUUUAAACCGUUGUUAAGUUUGUGAGUCCGGGUGUAGAGGUAACACAAAAAUUACAUUGUAGUGUUAAACAUUACGUUGUCAAGGCGUGGUGUUUAAAUAUUUAUAGUAUGGCUAACAAAGCUUUAUGAAAUUCGUUAAUUAGGUAAAAUGAACUUAAAUCAAUGUUGAUAUUGUUUUAGAAAAAAAUGUGCCAAAGUAAGACCAGAGCACUAAUUUCUAAUAUUAGAACAAAGCCUGAACUCGCAUAGGUUGACAGGCGAAAAAAUACUAUAAGGUGUUGUUCAUAGCACACUAGUCGUUGAGAUCACGUAUAAUUUUAUACAGAUGUUCCAGUAAUUAAAAAAUAUCCGACUUGUUCAUAACAAACAAUGGCUGUGGCGCUAUCACAGCAAUAAGUAAUCUCAAGUUUGGUGGUUUCACUAUUUUAACAUAUAUCAUCAUAUUAAAAAUAAAUGUUUGAUGAAAUCUUUUGAUUUUGGGAUAUUCUUAAAUCGGUCAAUAAAUGUUUAGAUUAAGCCAAAAAAGAUGAUUAUAUAUAUAUUAGGGAUUUGUUUACAUUUUACCCAAAACAAGACAAAAAUAUCGAAGAGAGCAUAUUGAUGACAGUGAUUGUCUUUUGAUAAAUAUUUUGUAAAAUCGUGAUUAUACGCCGAUAUUUAGAUGAAAUUGUAUGUGAUAGUAGAUAAUUUAUUGAUUAGUUGCUAAUUUAUACGAGUAUAUGUGUUACUGAGCACCCGGUGGAUACAUAGUUAUUUAUACUUUUGUUAUUCGUGAAAGAUUAUAUUAUUUGUUUUCAGUUCUAACAUUAAUUUAUCUGAAUAUACGUAUAUAGACACAUGUUUCAAACGUACUAGAGAAAUAUAUUUUGUACGAUUAGAAAUAUUAUUUGCGUUGAUUAAACUGUAACUUUUAUUUAGAACGUCACAUUUAAACAAAAUGAUACUGAUCACAGAUAUUAGUCGCGUACACAUGUGCAACAGGUCCACGUUCACGUCCCGUGGCACGUAUGUACGCGCGUUUGUAUUAUAUACUUUAGAUUAAUUACUAUAGUGGCUAUCUGAACGGUAGUGAAAAACAAAAUAAAAAUUAAGUGGUUAGUUAUCAUUACGUUUAGGAAAAUUUAUAAAAAAACAUACAACAAAAACAUUGCGUAUAUAUUUCUUGUGUAAGCAAUGACUAACUACUGACAUAUACAAUGGUCUUUUUGUUACCUAUAAGUGAUUGUUUUGAUGUUGACUGUACAUGUAUAGCCACGUAUGUAAGUUUAUUUGUAUUUAUUGUACUUUCAGGGCCUUAUUUCUAUAUCUUCGCAUGAUGAGUUUUUUUACUGGACUGUCACACCCAUAUUCAAUUUUUUUUAACAAAAAUCGUAUGCAAAAGGAAAUAUGCACAACCUUUUCUAAUAUUAAUUAUUUUGCUGCAAUUGCGUAGAGACUAAAGUCAAUAUUUGAAUGACUGAAUCAAACGUGGCGUUUGAAGUAGAUAUUCGUGUAGCAUAAGUACCGAGUACAAAAUUAUACUGCUGAUAGAGUAAUCGCAAUAGCAUCAAAACUUAGUUUACUUUACAUAGUUUAUCACAUGUUGACUCAAUGAAAAAAGGUCCUGGACUUAAGAAAGCCCUCUAUUCAUGGUAAUCUUAUACUUUGAACGUUCAUUUAUAUAUAACCCUUGUACAUAAGACGUUCCUGUUUUAUACUAGCAUUGGUCCAGGGUCUAAAAAUAUGAAAGGUCGAGUUCUUUUAUAGAUCCUCCAUUCUUUUACCCCCUUCCUUAUCAACUAUUAACUUACUAUUAGUCGUACGUAGAAGCGAGUUUCUUGGUAUCUUAUUUAUUAUUACUUUAGUUAUUCUUUCAAUGAUGUUUUGGCAUUGAGAAUUUCACCCUGACAUUUUUAACCUUGGACUCGCAUUAUUUUAUACUACUCGCACAGAAUCCAAUGAAAUGAUGCAAAAAUUUAGAAAUUAGUCGCACACCACAGAACAUUUCACACGGUACCUCUUCAUGAUAAAUAUUUCGAAGGUAAUCGUUUGGAGAUUUUUGCUUAAUCAUACACUAUAAAAUAUAGGCAAGUAGAUAAAAUUUUGUGCAGUAUGUACUUGCUGAAACAAUGGACCCUGCACAAAACAUGCGGAAAAUGGGUCCAGUCGAUUGACGUUUAAAAAUUCAGUAUGAAGAACUUGUUGCAUUUCCGAACAAAAGUUUUCAUGGGGCCAAUCCUAUGGCUUGUUUCUGAGAAAUGUUGGUUUGAAGUUUGUCUGAUUUGCAACAAUUGUGAUUGUGCUUAUUGUAGAUCUCUGACCAAAUAUUGAGAUAAUUUUUAAAGUAUUAUUUCAUUAAAAACGUUGUAGAAAGGAGCUGGGAAGUACCAUGCUGAUCUUGCCCAUAAUCCCUAAAAGGUCAGUUUAAGAGCAAAUUUAUUUGUAUAGGUUGUUGCUAAAACAGAUCUGGUACGAGUUGUUCUCGCGAAAAGAUUCGCACAAAAGGACAGUUCGCUUCACAAGAGCAUGAAGAAAUCAUGGUUGUUUACUUGUCUUUGUUUAUGACCCCUACUAGAUCAAAUCAAAGUAAUGUUUAUCUUGAAGGAGGAAGGACUGGCCAAUAGAGUAUCUUGAAAAAAACAAGUUAUACAAAAACAAAAAAAGAAAAGUGAAAAUGGAAGGAUUAAAUCACAAAACAAGAGAAUGAGUAAUGCCGAUUUAGCUAUAAAAAGAAGAAGAGAUAAUAGAUUAUGAAGAAACCGGAAAAUAACUGAUCGAAAAUAAAAAAGAAUGGAAAUGAAAGAACUUCUUAAUCUAGCAGUUGUCUUGCAAAUAUCUUUUCAACUUUACUUUAAGACUCUGGGAAGACUGAAUAGUCUUUAGAUCUUGGCCUAAGCUAUUGUAAGAUACAAUUGCAUUGUAAGUAAAUGAUCUUCUGAAAAAUGUUGUGCGAUGUAUUGGCAUGGUUAAGGUGUACCGGUUACAAACCUGAAGAUUAUUCACAGACGCCCUUGGUACAACUUUACAACUGAUGUAAUGAGGGGAUGAUGUCAGUACGAUUCUGUGAGUAACGCUUAGAAUAGAGUAACUGAAAAGAUUUUCAACGCAUAGCCAUGCAAGGUUACGAUACAAAUGUGAUACAUGAUCGAACUUUCUUAGGCCUUCGAUAUACCCUACACAGGUAUACUGCACUGUCUGCUAAUGUUUUGCGUUAAUAGACGUCAGGCAAGGGUAACAUAUGGAUAAGCCAUAUAACAUUUUAGAAAUAACUAAACUUUGACACAAUUUAAUUUUGAUGUCUUCAUGCAGAAUAUGUUUGUUUGCAAACAGAAGCCUCGGGAAAAGAUAACAAUUUUUCAAGAGGUUAUUCAGAUGGGAGUUGAAACGUAAGUCCGAGUCAAAGUGAAUGCCCAAAUUUCUUAUUUUUUUCAGAAAAAAAUAAUUGCCUCCUCAUUAACUUUGACGUGAAUUAAUGGUUUAAGGUUCUCACACAAUCUUUUAUUGCCAAAUAAUAUGGCAAAACAUUUGUGACCCUUAUUAGGUCAAAUCAAAGUCAUGUUUAUUUUGAAGAAGAACGGGAAAGCGCACAUGUAUCAACAUUAUUCUAAGUUGCUGUAAAUUAUCCAUCUCCUUUACACUGACCAAUAGAUGAAUCAAAUUAAUGACAUAUAUAUAUAUAUAUAUAUAUAUAUAUAUGUCUUUCUGACGAAAAAGUUUAUUUGUUUCAGCCGCAUAUAUAGAUUACUAACCAAUCUUCAACUAUAACACAAGUGCUACAUUUGCAUUGCUCGUAAAUCCAAAACGCGAUUAAUAAUACUUGGACACUUCAAGGACACGCUGUUGUUGGUUGAAUUGAAAUGAUCAGGGACAAAUAAGCAACCACGACUUUCGCCCUUGUGAAACGAACUGUGCUUUUAAGUGAAUCUUUUUGAAUUCUCGAACAUCGUCAAAGUACAAAAAUAGAAUUUCCAUUGAAGUGACCCUGUAAGGGGCAUCGUCAAGAUCAACAUGACACAACCCAAUACCUGCUACAUGUUUGUUUAAUGAAUUAUUUUCUUCAGUAUAACACUACAAUAAUCACAUUCACCGUUUUUGCAAACUGGGCAAACUUAAUCUAGCCAUAUCUCAAAAACUAAUCAUAUGAUUGCUUUGGUCCCAUCAGAACUUUUGUUUAGGAAGGCAAGAAAUAUAUCACACUGGAUUUUUAAGCUUUUGCCCUGACAAAAUACUAGGACAUUAAGCACCGAAAAGUGGGCGAUUCGAAUUCGGCCCCUACCAUUGAGAUGUCAGAAGUGGUUGAAGUUCUAUAUUUCAAAUAUUCCAGUGAACCAGAUUUUAAUUCUGCUACAACUGUUCUAUGAAAUUAUUUCGGCAAAUGGAUACUGUUCGAAUCGUGUUCUUCCAAUUACAUUUUAGUAGUGUUACAAAUGUGAUUCUUCCAUACUAAACUAUCGCAAAAAUCUUCAUCCCGAAGCCUCCGGAAAAACACGUAUUAAAAUUAUUAUUAUUACUAGCCGGUUGUAAGUACAGCACUUGUGUAAAGUAUUAGGUACUCGGCCACAAAAAAGCAAUAAACAACAACAAUUUUCCUGACACGAUUUUGUGCUGCGAACACUUCACAGUUUUGCCACUCGACAAACGAUUUUUUUGUAUCAUUAGGGGAAGAUUGGUACAAACAGUGAAAUACUUUGGAUAUAAACAAAAUUGGUUGGACGAGUAGUAAACAUGUGCACAUAUAAAAGUGCAUAAUAAUUGGGAGAAAAAAUAAUAGCGCAAGCUUGAUUCAUUGGAAAUUUUCUGUGACGUGGAAAAGAUUCGCCCGAUUAUUUUUGCUACCGACUGUACAAUAAUAUUUACUGGGCUCCAUUGUAGCAUGUUUAACCUCUUGAACCAUUCACUAGAAUAAUUUUUGCCCGCCUGACAUGGGUGUCUAAUGUUUUUUCGCAAGGACUGUACAUCGGCGAAACGAAAUUCUAAAAUGUAUUAUAAAUAUUAUUGUAAUAAAAAUUAUAUAUACAAAGUAGGGCGAGCGCUCAUAGCAAAACAAAAUAAAAAAUAACUAGAAACACUGACUGUACAUAUUUAUGAAUUAGAGCCACCAAAAAAUAUUUAAGAAAAAACCCAAAGGAGUUAAGUGUAGGUCAAAAUUACAUUUAAUGCGUGUCAGAUUGAUACGAGUAAUCUAGUAGGCAAAAUGUUGGAGAAACUCACAACUGUAAGAUUUUUACCUAACUGGAAGCUUUGAAGUAUCCAGUGUACUCUGUUAAAGAAGAUUACAGGAACAUCCUGACGAGAAAGAAACAGGAUACGUGUACCAGUAAUAUUUCAAACACUCCGGACCUCAUACAUUUAAACAGUUGUGAAUACCUUCACGAAAAUAUUCGACGCACUCUCUAUAGGUAAGUCGCCAGUGCCAUCCAUGCUAUUGAUUGAUAAAAUCACUCAAAAUAAAUACACAGAUUGAGAAAAUCCAAUAUAGGUCGAAGUUCUGGAAUGAGCAAAUUUUUAACAAAAUAUGUGGCUAUACUUGAAACAGCUCGACAAAGGCAAAUCAAAUAUAGGUAAUUAAUUCUUCAUUUCUUUUUACAGAAAAGUAAUAUGAAGAAGUUACAUUAUAAGAUUACUUCAUCAGUUUCAACUGGAUGAAAAAUUGUUUUAUUGGUCAGACGACAGUAAAUUUUUUGGUGGUAUGCCACCAUUUUGAUAAGCGUGUUUGAUCGAAAAUCUCAGAAACCAUCGAUCCUAUCUUAAAAAAGUAAUGAAAACAAUUUGUAGGGGAUUAAAUUCUUCAUUCUGCUUCUAUGGAAAUUUGUCAUAUACAUAUGUUAUAUGUAUAUACAGGUUACGAGAAACUUAAAGGUAAAGGUACAUGUAAUAAUAUUGUCGCUUAUAAUGGCUUAGCUAACAACUUAAGCGUAUAAAGACUGCUAUAUUUUUUGUAGAGAAAAAAAAUUUCUAUAAAUAAGGUCUUCCACGUUUUUUUGACACAUUAAUGGUUCUUCAAGCUUGAAAAGCGAAAUUUGAGAAUUCUUAUCAAAAGUCAGCAUACAACAUGUUUUGACGUAGUCAUUAUCUAUUAUAAAGCACAAAUGCAAUAUUUUCGGAUAAUCUAUAACGUCUUCAUCAUGUAAAUGCAAGUCACUCAUUUCCGUCAUUCUCUCUAUUGGAGAUUUUCUACUGAAUCGCCCCUUCCAUUAAAAUCGAUGCAACGGUUACUGAGAUUACUUAAAAGCGAAAUCGCCAAUUGACAGGCUGAUGCGAAUUAGUGACUUGAUCUUAAUAAUCAAAACAUUGCAGAUUAUCAAAAAAUAUAUUUUCCAUACUUUUACGUGACAGCAAAAAAUGUUAUUCACUUUUAUGGUAUCCUUGGCCAUAGAUAAUGAUUAUGAAGUUAUCUCCACGUGAAAUAAUGUUGUAUGUGGAUAACGGGGACGAGGUACGUAGCGUGUAGAUUACUUCGCGUGACUGUUUUAAAACGAAUUUUACAGCUUUCCCUCCUUAUACCUCAAUAACCAUCAAAAUAUUUAAAAAUCAACAAGUUCUUUUUUUGUAGAAAAUGUUAUUCUCUUCUAUUUUCUCCUAUUAGAUUCUUGGUUUGGCCGUUAUAAGUGUAAAUAUGAUUACAUGUACAUUUACCAUUCAAUUUCUCGUAACCCGUUAACUAUACGUCAAUUUUUUAUUCAAGCGAAAUGAUAAAGAAUUUAACUCUCGACAAAAUUGAUUAUACUACCUUUUUACAUGGAUCGAUGGUUUGCGAGAUUUUCGAUCAAACGCGUUUACCAAAAUCGGCCCAAAUGCUCUAUCAAGGCGACAAUUUGAACUUAUCAGUAGGAAGCAAUAAUAUUACGAUAUCACCAAAAAAUUUAUUGUCGCGAAAAUUGUAGGAUUUUCUUAUGUAAAAUCUUCUUGGCCUAUUAUGGGACAUCACCAGGGUUUUAAGGGCAUUCCUUGUAAUCCCGGAAAAGCUCCAAAGGUGAGGAUUCGUUCAUGAAUCCAAACACGACUUCUGGCUUCUGGUUCAGUGUAUUUUUUAUAUGACCUGCGCGUCUGCAUCUGAAUGCUGUUGAUGCUGCAGCCAGAUGUCGCAUCUGUAUACGUGAACGAAAAAUCACAAAACUACUCCCGGACUAGUCUAGUAUGUUAACCUAGAGUAGUUAGAUGGUCUGCCUAGUGUGGAAGUUCUCGAAAGAAACUUGGAGGGCAGUAGCCCAGGCUACGAAGAAAAAAAUAGGUAUUUCAUAUAAAAAAGCUUAGCAAAUAUCUGAAAGUUUUAAAUGACAAAUAUAUAAAAAGAUAUAGCCAGAUAUGCGUUGUUUUUUAUAAACAAUGGGAAAAGCUCUAAAUUCAGUAUUUUGCUUGUAUAAUUUUCAAAUUAAAUUUUAUAGGUAAUGCGGU
Molecule: messenger RNA, 14367 nt
Organism: Acanthoscelides obtectus
Lineage: Eukaryota; Metazoa; Arthropoda; Insecta; Coleoptera; Chrysomelidae
Source: the annotation of a GenBank genome assembly